Rhea pennata is the source of this 820-nucleotide messenger RNA. RefSeq names its product NME/NM23 family member 5 (gene NME5). Lineage: Eukaryota; Metazoa; Chordata; Aves; Rheiformes; Rheidae. The record is from RefSeq and is a predicted model, not a curated record. The transcript is spliced from 6 exons. The coding region runs from base 83 to 721 and encodes 212 amino acids. Gene Ontology annotation, biological process: GTP biosynthetic process; UTP biosynthetic process; cilium movement. Gene Ontology annotation, cellular component: cilium. Gene Ontology annotation, molecular function: nucleoside diphosphate kinase activity.
CGGCCCCACCGCCCCGUCUCCUAGCAACGGCGGCAGCGCGCGAAGUACACAAGAAGCACCUGAAUUUUAGUCAGAAGUCAAGAUGCAGGUGAUGCCUGAGCCUCAGAUUUCUGUGGAAAAAACUCUGGCCCUCAUCAAACCAGAUGUCAUUGAUAAAGAAGAAGAAAUAGAAGAUAUCAUUCUCAGAUCAGGAUUCCUGAUUACUCAGAAACGGAAGCUCCAGUUAAGCCCAGAGCAAUGUAGCAACUUUUAUGCAGACCAAUAUGGAAAAAUGUUUUUUCCUAAUUUAACAGCCUAUAUGAGUUCUGGACCUUUGGUUGCUAUGGUUCUUGCCAGACAUUGUGCAAUCUCAUACUGGAAGGAGUUGCUUGGACCAUCAAACAGCAUAAAAGCUAGGGAAACUCAUCCUGACAGUUUAAGAGCAAUCUAUGGCACUGAUGAUCUGAGGAAUGCACUUCAUGGCAGUCAUAACUUUUCCUCAGCAGAAAGAGAGAUUCGAUUCAUGUUUCCAGAAGUGAUCCUGGAGCCAAUUCCAACUCGACAAGGAGCUGUGGACUACUUAAACCUUUAUGUAAAUCCUACUUUACUAGCUGGACUCACUGCACUUUGUAAAGAGAAGCCAGCAGAUCCAAUGACUUGGCUCGCUGAAUGGCUGAUUGAACACAAUCCCAAUAAACCUAGGUUACAACAUCAGACUGUUGAGGCAGCGCCUCAAGGGUGAAUGCUCAGGGGAAACCAUCUCCAGCAUUCCAAGUUAAAGAUAUGUAUUAGCAUUUCCAUUGCAUUUCUUGGAUAUGUAAUUAAUAUUAUCUGGCGUAAA